CCAAAGGAUUUCGAAGCCAAAAGCAACGAGCCACGAGACAGAAACACAGACUGGCCAUGGGUGGCUAAGAUUCUACAACUGACUUGCUGCAUCGAUCAAGUUUCCACUGUUUAUCUCUCUACUAGAGCAAGUAUCAAUCUAUAUAUAAACCAUGCCCGCCCCAAACUCUCGUCCUGUCCAUCCAUGUGUGAUGCCUGUGUUUCCGGGAGGCAGUCGAGGAUCUGAGUAUUCGACCUGGGCAUACAUAACCACAAGACCUCCCAAUUGUCCCAACUUGGUGACAGCUCAAGCAUCCACUCUGGUUGUCUAUACACUCAAUGAAGCGUCUGGGAAGCUGUGCAAACAUCUCGAAUUUCCCGAUUUGGCAGGAAAUAUUUGCUAUUUGGAAACCUUGCCAGCGGCAGACGAUCCCCAAGACAAUGAUGGAACGACGACAACUGCAUCUUCCACUGCUACAAGUACAUGUAGUAACCAUAUCCAGAUGGAUUCUUUACUGGUGGGGUUUUGCGGUCACCCUCAACUGGCCAUUGUCAAAUUGGCCGAUAAAUCAGAACUGUCCACUUCCCCCAAAGUCUUGUCGGCAACCAGUUUGAUGGAUUUGACACAACCACUCAUUGAUAGUUCGAGUGGAUCCAUUACUCCAUUGGACCAAGAUCUCAUGGCCACCACUGUCAUUGCCAAGAACAAUGCCGAUAGAGGCACUGUAUCCGUCACUUUGGGAGGAGGAGUUGCUGUGGCUUGUAUUGAUAUUCUACGAAAACAAGGAGGAUGGAUUGCCACGGAACCAUUCCUUCUCCCACUCAAACGAUUGCAAGCAUCCGUGCGCAUGUCCCAAAACAGUGGCAAGACAGUGAUGACCACCAGCAGUAGUAGCAAGAAUCCAAACUCAAACGCGCAGACAGCAGCGUCAUCCUCAACUGUCGCUUCCAUUGCUACAGGAUUUGGAGAUAUCAUCUCUUCAACUUUUCUGCCAGGAUACAGCGAACCCACCUUGGUGCUCCUACACUCCCAGUUGUAUGGUCACGGCAGAGUUUGGUCGGGGCGAUUGGGAAGACCACAUUGGCAACCAGGUGCUCGCACGAACAUGGUACUCACCGCCAUAAGUGUCACGGUAGCACACAAGCGGUCGGCUGUACUAUGGUCCGUGGCUGUUCCAAUUGAUGCUAUCAAGGUACACCCCAUGGGAUCUUUAGGAUGUCUCGUUGUAUGCACCAAUUCGCUUUGUGCCAUUAGUAAUGCGGGGAGAAUUGAAGACGUACUCGCAGUCAAUGGAUACGCUAGAUCCACCUGUCCUACGAGAUUGCUGGGACUACUCAAACCAAACCCAAAACCAUUCCCCAAGCUCGCCAUUCAAUUGGAUGGAGCCGAAGUGGCAUUUUGCUCUGACCGAACCGCCUUUGUGGCGUUGCGGACGGGAGCUUUGCAUGUUCUACAAAUGCAACUCAACAGUGACAGCCGUAUCGGCAGCAUGAAAUUGACAUUGUUUCCUGUGGGAAGGUCUCUGGGAGCUUGUGGCAAUGUUGCAAACCUACUGGCUUGGCCAUUAGCAACACUUGCAGGAGGACUAUACGACAAAAUGACAGAAAAAGACAAGAAAGAUGACAGUAGUUCCUUGUCCAUGGGCUUGCUCUUUGCAGGAAGUCGACUCGGAGAUUCCUAUCUACUCGGAUAUGCCUUUGAGACAGUGACGUUGCCUUGGGAUGAUGGAGAUAAUGACAAGGCACAAGACUCUGUUGUUGAGUCAAAACACAGUGACGAGGGGGUAUUAAACUACAAUUCGCUGCCAAUCAUGGUCUCGCUGGAAGAAGAUGAAAUCAUGCGACUGGAGGAAGAGGCUUUGUACGCCCCUUCUAGCACUGAUGACACACCCGACAACGCCAAACAAUCAACAACACCAAAUGUGGUCCCACCAAGUGACGAUGAAACAGACACUGCGGCUUCAGCUAUUGCGUCCAAACGUGGGCCCACCCGGGUGGUCGAGGCGGUGAUACUGAGGGCAGUCAAUCCUUUGGAUACCGUUGUGGGAUUAGGGCCCUUGGUGGCUCCCUGUCAAGGGCCCAUUGCUUCUCGCACUGUACCGCCACAAGACAAUGCAAUCAACCAAACGCCACUGUCCGUUCCAGGGGUGACGGCAAUGGUUUUUCCGUGUGGCUUCGGGUCGAGUGGUGGUCUGGCCGUGCUCACUCUUCCGGGUCAGGACGAACGAUCCAUCUUGUCAGAAGCGGACUGCCUGGGCGUGGAAGCUGUGUUCAGUCUUCGCAAACACCGUCUUGUGUUGCUGGGCAAGGCCGAAGCUGGGAUCAAAGCACUUCGAAUAGAGCAGAACAAUGCAAGCCAGGAAGGGUUGGUCUUGAUGGAGAUUGAUUCGGAAGAAUACCUGUCGGCAGAAACGACAGACGAUUCCCAGGGCUGGAGCGCAAGGGAACUGUUCCUGAACGCAACCUUGGUUUCGUGCUCUGACUUGUCCAGCGGCGCUUUUUGCGUGGCAGUGGCUAUUCGGCCCGAAAACGAGAGCGCACCAAGCUACGGAAUUGGAGUUCUGAAGGAAACCUCGAACGUCCUCAAUCUCGUUUCUUUCUUCUGGAUUCCGUCGCAAGACAAGGGUAACAUUGUGAACGUUGCUCCAAUGAUGGCUUGCAGUCAUGAAAACCGCUCUGCAGUUGCUAUCACGUGCACAUGGUCUACAGGAUCUGCGAGCUUGGUGGCGUUUGACCAGUCUGGCGUUCUCAAAUGCGUUGAUAUCGCGGGAUCAGAUGAUGUCACUCAUCCUUCUGAUGCCAUGGAUGUUGAUGAAGCCGAACAAGAAGGCAAUCAAAGUAGCAAGAGCUCGCGCGUUGUUGCUGUCGAUUUGUUCCACGCCCCUUCGAAUUUCUUCGCUGCGUCGACGGCUGCUGCCACGGGGUCCUCUGCCGGGGAUGCUAGUGGCGGGGCCCGAACAGGUUAUUCACAAAUGGAUCAGGACGAAGACGAUCUAUAUUUUGUUUCAAAAAGCGCGACAAAGUCAGCAGAGGGGUCCUCAAACUUCACUGAAAGGGUUGGACAAUCGGAAGCCGAGCAAUGGAAGCCCAAAGCUCUCUUUGUGGCAGUUUGCCGCCAAAACGGCAAAAUGGAAAUCCGCUGUGUUGCUGACAUGCUCACAGGCAACGAGGAGGCUCUGUGGUCGACUUGGGGUUGUGCUCACGGACAGACUUCGCUGUCAGGCAUGAGUACGAGGUCAGCACGACAAUACGAAGCCACCGUCUAUGAGAUACGGUUUUUCUUCUGUGGGCCUUCAACAGAUGAUGAGGAGGAAUAUUUUUCUCCUCGGCCGCUCUGCCUUGCCAUUGAAACUUCCAAUGGAGACCUUCUCUUGUAUGCUGCUGACCCGAGGGAUGGGCCAGAGCAGAGUUGUCGGUUUACACGAGUGCCGCUGGGAACGGUAUCACGAGUCAGCCAGGAACAAGGAAGGUUUCACGCGAAGUUGAAACGAAGGAAAAUCGUCAGCAACAAUUCCACACUUAAACGAGUGGCAGGUCCCGAUGGCAGCCUUCCGUUCCGGCACAUCAAACUGCAUCGUUUUCUCUCUCUAUCAGGCCAAGAUGGCCUCUUUGCUGCCGUUGCGCGCCCUCUGUGGUUCUGUUCUGACAGAGGUCAGCCUGUGCCUGUUGUGCACAGGGCACGGCACGCUGCUCCUGCAGGCGGGAAGGCGUACCCAUUGUCAGGAUUCUGUUCUGAUCUGGAUGAAGAUGGUGCCUUCAUUACUGUUCAUGAAAGAGUUGGCAGAUUUGGUACUCAGAGGUUGUCUGUGCACAAAGAGAUUAGCCCCAUAUUUCAAAGAGACGGGUUGCUGCCAGGAGGUGGCUUCCUAUUUGAAAAGAUCAAGUUGGGUGUUACAGUUCGGCGGAUCGAGUACAUCGCAGACAGCCCUGUGGCAUCUGGAGGGAGUUGCCUUUACGCUGUACUCGUCUCGCGAGAGCUAGACGCCGACUCGAGCAACCUGAACGACGAUGGGAUAACUCAAGAAGAACGAGAACGCAUUGCACAAGAAAAGGAGAAAGCCAAAAUUCAGCGGCAAGUGGAAGCAGAUCUGGGUGGCUUUGACGUUGAGCAAGAGUGGGUGGAGGAAAUUGAACGAGAGGACUGUUUCCGGAUUGAUAAGGAGCUGGGUGGGGCUCCACCAUUGACACGAACGGCUUACUCGCUUUGGAUCGUAGAUGCAGGGAAGGGUUGGAUUGUUUUGGACUCUUACGAAUUCGGAGAACAUGACCAUGGGUUGGCAAUGCAAGUAAUGUCGCUGACUGAUUUCCCCGAAGAACCCGGAAGCUCCAACGCCAAUCAAGAUUCUGAGGACAUGGGAAGUAUACAAUUCAUCACGGUUGGUGUGGGUGUGGUCGACAAGAAUGGUGAAGACGUGAGCGCCAGGGGCCGAGUUCUUUUGUUUGAAUUGAGGGGUGAUACUCAGGGGCCAAGUGGUUUGGAGAUGGCGCUUGUAUGCGAAAAAGAAAUCUUCCACGGCCCAGUAUCGAGCCUCAGCUGUCUCGUUUCGGAAGGAAAACAUAGGUUGAUCAUCGGUGCAGGAGCUGACGUCAACGUCGAACAGUGGGGGAAUGGGAAGCUGACGCAAGUUGGCUUCUUCAGAGCUACAAUGCAGAUUCUGGAUAUCUUCAUGUUCAAGAACUUCUUGCUGCUUAGCGAUGCCUAUGAUUCGUUGUACUUUCUUGUGUUUCGUGAAUCUGAUAAGAGUCUGACGUUGCUAUCGAAAGACUACGAUCCGUUGUGUGUCUAUGCCGCCGGGGUGCUGAGUCGCGGGGGAAACGCCACCUUUGUUACCCAGGACGAUCGGCAAAAUGUCCAGUUUUUCCAGUACGCCCCGGGCGAGGCCGCAGCACGUGGUGGCAAUAAGCUUGUCUGUCGGGGCGAUUUCCACCUGGGUUCUCAAACGACAGCUUUUCGGAAUCACUCUUGCAGGUCCAGCUUGUGGAUUAACAGUGCUUCGCCAUCCAGUACCUUGGCUGCGUUAAAGCAACAAGAUGCCUUAUUUGGUAGAUCAGAGGAUGACCAGAGACUCGGUGUUCAUUUUGGAACGACUGAUGGGGGCUUUGGGGCAAUCAUUCCAUUGAGCGAACCAGUGUACUGGCGCCUUGCUGCGUUACAAAGUGUCAUGGCCAAUGCUCUGGAGAGUGACUGUUCGCUGAGCCAACGAGCUUGGAGAUUAUACAAACGUUCGCACAGAAGAGGAGGGUGCCGCAGCACAGACAGGAAGAAAGGUGUUAUUGAUGGCGGUCUCAUUGUGAAGUAUGCGGAUCUUCCUGUUGGUGACCAAGAGGAUUUGGCCAGCGCUAUUGGAUCGACUGUUGACCUAAUUCUGGACAACAUUCUGGAAUUGAAUUGCUCCAUCUCGGUCAUCUAAUCAAAAUUACCAGUCUUUAGGCUCCGUCGGGAAGUAAAAGUAGACAAGUAGUGAUUGAACUUCUAAGUAAUGAAUUCAACACGAGAACCCACC
Seminavis robusta is the source of this 5482-nucleotide messenger RNA. The record is from the annotation of a GenBank genome assembly. NCBI's taxonomy places the organism in Eukaryota, Bacillariophyta, Bacillariophyceae, Naviculales, Naviculaceae.